AUGCACGGAACACGUCGAUUGCGACGGGGAAGCCGCCAUCGUCAACCUUCGCCUAAGAGACAGAGGACUGAAACGCCUGAUGCCUCUACAUCCGCCAGUAUAGCACAGCCGGCAGCUGAACUGUCUGAGGCGAAGCCUGCCCAGCCCAACGCCCCGGUCGACAGUCCUGGUGAAAGCAAAAAGCAGCCUACCCCUGAGACCAACCAACGUGGUGGUGAUGAGAAGACCCCAAACGAAAGACACCAUGUGAACCAUGAACAGCACCGUAGCAUUGGUGGAAGAACUGCCGUCUUUCAAAACCAACACCAGUCGGCCAAUAUCAAAUGCCCUGGGUACCCGCUCUUCUGGUUUCUCCCUGAACGAUUUGCAGCCUAUGCCUAUCGAUCUACCGAUAUUCUGUCCUUCACGGAGUCCCCGCCUGAAAUACCUACCUACAAGGAACCUAGGUUGGGUACUGUCCCUGUUGGCAUGGUCUUAAACAUUCCAGAUCAUGUGGAUGAGAGUGCUGGUAUCAGAGCUCGUGUGGCGUUUGAUGUUGCAGUCUUGCAUGUUUCUCUCGAGCCCCCUUUUUGGACCAUCGCUAGCAGGACCGGCAGACUUCUGAAUAGCACAGACUACUGCCUUAACCCCAGCUUUGCCACCGAGAAACUCAGACUGAUCAAGGUCAGAGAGAUGAUACAGACUCACAUAAUCGAGUUGACCACCUAUCGCCACCGAUUCCUCCUGGUGUUACGCUCUUGGCGCAAGGAACGAAGGCUUUGGGAGGUUCGACUAGCGAUCUCUCAGGUCAGACGGGGCAACAACGCGAUAUUUCAGCAUCCCCUGACACACGAAGACCUCGACCGUCUUUGCCUUUGGUAUCGUGAGCAACAAGCAGCCGAUGACCGUGGAGAGAUUGACCCGUCCUCGUUCGGUCGGGUUACUGGCAUGGUGAAUCCAUGUGCCAAGGAGCUCCAACCCAACUCGCAGGGCGGUUUCGUGAACGACUCUAUUGUCACUCGCUUCGAGAAGCUCAAGGAGGCUACAAGGGGCGUUCUUGCUAGGAUCAGUACAUUGCAAGCCCAGGAACACGAGGAGAGACGGCGCCAGCGGGAGCAACACGCCAAGCGGGAGCAAGGAGCACCUGAUCGUGGACACAAUGGGAUAUGUCUUCCAGGAGAUGCUUUGCUAGUGGAUUUCGAAUUCGACACUGAGGAUCCCUUCCCUUCAGCUUCUGUCAUCGACCCCCUGCCCACUGACCUCGAGCAUCGCGCGGCACACUAUCACUGGCACGUCGAAAGGCAUGGUGUCUGGGCCCCGAAAGGCUUGUUCAAGCGUGCAACCUAUCUUAACACCUUUCAACUUGCAGGUCCGGAUGAUCUUUCUUUCUUCGAUAAACCACGUGCAGAGUGGCCCCGAGGACACCAAGGUCUGCUCUUUGAACAUGUGGACUAUGUCGACGACUUUCAGGUGCAUCCCUGGGGUAUUCCAGCAACACGCUUCGCUCAAGCUCUACGGCAACAGCCUCGGUAUACCGCUGCUGCCAUAUAUUCCAAAAAGGCACGUAUGGUUCUUAAGAGUAUUGAGCAUUGGUAUUUUACGAAUAAAGAGGUCGCCUUUGGUGGUAUUCAAGAUUGGCCUCUUCCGUGUGGUGUUCGCGACGGUCUUUUGGAGGUCAUCCAGGAACUGCAGUGA
Messenger RNA from Aspergillus oryzae RIB40, 1674 nucleotides. RefSeq lists its product as uncharacterized. NCBI's taxonomy places the organism in Eukaryota, Fungi, Ascomycota, Eurotiomycetes, Eurotiales, Aspergillaceae. The transcript has a single exon. The record is from RefSeq and is a predicted model, not a curated record. The coding region runs from base 1 to 1674 and encodes 557 amino acids.